Messenger RNA from Mugil cephalus (flathead mullet), 5775 nucleotides. It is a transcript of the gene abl1, whose product is annotated as c-abl oncogene 1, non-receptor tyrosine kinase. Gene Ontology annotation, biological process: protein phosphorylation; regulation of apoptotic process. NCBI's taxonomy places the organism in Eukaryota, Metazoa, Chordata, Actinopteri, Mugiliformes, Mugilidae. The transcript has 12 exons. The coding region runs from base 784 to 4137 and encodes 1117 amino acids. The record is from RefSeq and is a predicted model, not a curated record. Gene Ontology annotation, molecular function: ATP binding; non-membrane spanning protein tyrosine kinase activity; protein binding.
UAUUUCUGUAAACCACCUUGCGUAUGGAAGUAUGGCGGCCCCAGCGACAUAACUACCACUCGGCCAAAGUUUAUUGCACAGGUUUUUACGUGAAAGCGAUGAGUAAGUACGCGAACCGAGGGGUCGGUAACGAAGAGCUCGGCGACCGCGAACACAGGAACGGACUUCCAGGGAGAGUCGUCGGUCUGUGGCCGGCAGAGUUUCCUCGAAUUGCCUUCGCCUCCUUGAUUGAAGUGCCUUUAGUCCGGGUACCACAGGGGAAGAGACUCCGCAAGACGGGAAGAGUGGACACGGAAGUUUGAGACCAACUCUGGAAAUAGUGCUUGCAGUAGUGUUAAAACUGCUUGUUUUUGUUUUUGUUUUUUUUUCCGUGAGGCGUUUAAGUGCAGGUUUGCUACCAGCGUGCUAACGUCGAACCAACGAGAGCCUAAUGUUGACUGCUCGUGGUGCAUUUAAGGGUCCGGAGCUGCAUACCACCAGCAGACAUUAGCUUUCAUGGCUACCUUCAACAUUAGCUCGAGGUCGCCUGCUAACCAACAACACAAAUGUUUCUAUGACCGAAUUCCCGUGAAAAUCCAUUGUUUGUCCUUUGUAGCACCCGGGCUCCAUUAAUGAUAGACAGAGACAUACUGGCGUUAUACACAUCUGUGUAGGUGACCGCCAUCAACUGGACUCGUCUUUUCCCGACCACCCCCCCUUCCCUGCCUUGGUGGCCAACUUUUGGACGGUGAACAACCGAGUCCAGCUUGGAGAGUCCCGGCUGCGGCCUGGCACCCUGCCCUUAUGGGGCAGCAGCCGGGGAAGUUUGCAGGGGACCAGAGGAGACCCAGUCUGCCAGCCUUCAUCAAGGGGGGAAAGAGAGAGUCGUCACGCCAUGGGAUCCAGCCCUGUAAUGUUUUUGUUGUGCACGAAGCUCUCCAGAGACCGGAUUUUGAGGGUCAGGGUCUGACGGAAGCGGCCCGCUGGAACUCCAAAGAGAACCUGUUGGCUGGACCCAGCGAGAAUGACCCCAACCUGUUUGUCGCGCUCUACGAUUUCGUGGCCAGUGGCGACAACACACUAAGCAUCACCAAAGGAGAGAAGCUGCGCGUGCUGGGUUACAAUCACAACGGCGAGUGGUGCGAGGCACAGACCAAGAAUGGCCAAGGUUGGGUGCCGUCCAACUACAUCACCCCGGUCAACAGCCUGGAGAAGCACAGCUGGUACCACGGGCCCGUGUCACGCAACGCCGCCGAGUACCUGCUCAGCUCGGGCAUCAACGGAAGCUUUCUGGUGCGAGAGAGCGAGAGCAGCCCCGGCCAGAGGUCCAUUUCCCUGCGGUAUGAGGGGAGAGUCUACCAUUACAGGAUUAACACUGCAUCUGACGGAAAGAAUCUCGUGUUCCUCCAGCUGUACGUCUCGUCGGAAAGCCGCUUCAACACGCUGGCGGAGCUGGUGCACCACCACUCCACCGUGUCCGACGGCCUCAUCACCACGCUGCACUACCCGGCGCCGAAACGCAACAAGCCCACCAUCUACGGGGUUUCUCCCAACUACGACAAGUGGGAGAUGGAGCGCACUGACAUUACCAUGAAGCACAAACUGGGAGGCGGCCAGUACGGGGAGGUGUAUGAAGGUGUUUGGAAGAAGUACAACCUCACCGUGGCCGUCAAGACACUAAAGGAAGAUACGAUGGAAGUGGAGGAGUUUCUCAAGGAGGCUGCCGUUAUGAAAGAGAUCAAACACCCCAACUUGGUGCAACUGUUGGGCGUCUGCACACGGGAGCCACCGUUCUACAUUAUCACAGAGUUCAUGACCCACGGUAACUUGCUAGACUACCUGAGGGAGUGCAACAGAGCGGAGGUCAACGCUGUGGUGCUGCUCUACAUGGCCACGCAGAUCUCCUCCGCCAUGGAGUACCUGGAGAAAAAAAACUUUAUACACAGGGACUUGGCUGCCCGUAACUGUCUGGUGGGAGAGAACCACCUGGUGAAGGUUGCAGACUUCGGCCUGAGCAGGCUAAUGACGGGAGACACCUACACAGCUCAUGCCGGGGCCAAGUUCCCCAUCAAGUGGACUGCUCCGGAGAGUCUGGCCUACAACAAGUUCUCCAUUAAGUCUGAUGUCUGGGCAUUUGGUGUGCUGCUGUGGGAGAUUGCCACCUACGGCAUGUCUCCUUACCCCGGCAUUGACCUGUCGCAGGUCUACGAACUCCUGGAGAAAGAUUACCGCAUGGACCGACCAGAGGGUUGCCCGGAGAAGGUGUACGAACUCAUGACGGCCUGUUGGAGGUGGACCCCUUCAGAGCGUCCGUCUUUUGCUGAAACGCACCAAGCCUUCGAGACCAUGUUCCAGGAAUCCAGCAUCUCUGAUGAGGUGGAAAAGGAGUUGGGGAAGAAGGAGAAGAAGUCAACAUUAGGCCCCAUCCAGCAGGCCCCAGAGCUGCCCACAAAGAAGAGAAUUGUCCGGAAAAAUAUGGACAACAGGGAAGGAGAUAGUCCAGAUCCACUGGAGCCUGAAGCGGCCGUUUGGUCGCCCAUGCUCCCCAGGAAAGAGCGGCCCAUCCUGGACAGCAACCUGAAUGAGGAUGACCGCUUGCUACCCAAAGACAAGGACAAGACACGUGGCAGUGGCUUUCUCAGCCUCAUCAAGAUAAAGAAAAAGAACGCACCAACACCACCCAAACGCAGUUCCUCUUUCAGGGAGAUGGACGUCCACACUGACAGGAGGGUUGUCACCCCAGAUCCUCGGGACAGUGAAAACUUCAACAACGGUGCUUCUUUGGCUCUUAAUGACAACUCGCACGUCUUGGGUACUAACAAUAAUGGCGCUGGAGGUAUCACAAACGGGGCUCCGAACUACCCAGGACCUUUAUUCCCCCGAAAGAAGGGAGCUCCUGCAGUGCCUGGACCUGGAGGGAAGGCGGCCACAACGCCACCUAGUGAGGAGGAAUCCAUUUCUAACUCAAAGAGAUUUCUCUGGUCCUCCAGCAUGCCCAGCGGCUCAGACGUCAGCGAAUGGAAAUCGGUCACGCUGCCGCGGGAUCUGGGCCAGCGCCACUUUGACUCAGGCACCUUUGGGGGUAAGCCGGCUUUGCCGCGAAAGAGGACCAAUGAGCAGAAAGGGGAGAACGCCCCUCGAAUGGGAACUCUGACUCCCCCACCACGUCUGAAUGCGGCAGAUGUUUCCUCUAUCUGCUUGGGCAAGGACACCGAUACCAGUCCUGGUUCCAGCCCUCAGGCGUUGACACCUAAGGUAGUGAAGAGGCCGGGCUUGCCGGGGCUGGAGAACGCCAAGACCAGCGCCAUCCACGCCGAGCUCCUUAAGACCAAUAUGUUCCCUGCGUUGGGGGCCGUUGGAGAAGAGUGCAGGGCACGCAGACACAAGCAUACUGUGGACUCCUCGUCUUUCAGGGAAAGAGGAAAGUUACAGAAACCCAAGCCAGCGCCUCCGCCGCCGCCCACCAAUGCCAAACCAGGCAAGGUCUCCCGCAGCCCCACUCAAGAACUCCCCUCCCCCACCUCGUCUUCCACCUCAGACAGCAAAGCUAAGUGCCUUCCUUCCAUCUCAGAUUCCCACCACACAACCACCGCCGCUGACCAGGCCCGCUCAACCCUCAGUGAAGGCUCCAAGAAGCUGCCCUUGGGCUCCACCUCUAAACCUCAACCGUUAAAGACCUCCACCUCCUCCUCUUCUUCUUCAGUGACCACCUCCCCUUCCAGCCAGAGCCUGGGCGCCUCCCCAGGCGAUCAGAGCUCGACCCCGUUCACCCCUCUGGCGAAAACCCGAUGCUCGCUCCGCAAGACUGCACCGCGCACGCCCAACGAGCGCACGCCCAACUCCGCCGUGACGCGCGAGAUGGUGCUGGAGGGCGCCGAGCUGCUGCGCGCCGCCAUUUGCCGCAACUCGGAGCAAACGGGGAGCCACAGCGCCGUGCUGGAGGCCGGCAAGAACCUGUCCAAGUACUGCGUGAGCUACGUCGACUCCAUCCAGCAGAUGAGGAACAAGUUCGCGUUCCGCGAGGCCAUCAACAAGCUCGAGAACAGCCUGCGCGAGCUGCAGAUCUGCCCCACUGCCACGGGGGGCUCCAGCGCGCAGCAGGACUUCAGCAAGCUGCUGUCCUCCGUCAAAGAGAUCAGUGACAUUGUUCAGAGGUAGCGCCUUAAAAUCCCGAAACUGCCAAGACAUAAAACUGACAUGAACUCUUUGUUACACUACCCUUUCUCCUGGGCAUGUGCGUGAACUGUGGCCAUGCUGGAGGGUAAAGCCUGGUGGAGAGCAGCAGCGGCAGUGUAGGUUCACACUACAGCACGCUCUGAAACACUAAGCCUGUGGUUACUAUGGAUGGAAUCAAAGGAAUCUUUAUGUAUGAUGACGAUGGAGUUUGCAACAAUGAAAAGCCUUAACUAUGAAUGAACACUGUCAUUUGGCCUUGACAUGAGGUUCGGGGCCAAUUCUUCAUCAACAUGACUUUUCACCAAUCAUUUUUGAAAUGAUCAUGUCUUAUGUAUUGUGCUUCUUUUUUCCCCCCCUUUAUCACUGACAUGGGUAUAAAUGAAUGGCCUGUGUUAUUUGUUUCCACGUGAAAAAAAACUGAAUACAUCCACAUCCUUUAAUAACACAUGAGCGACUGAUCUCUGUAAUUAAUCAGUGUUUGUUAAAAAACAAAAAAACAGAAAAAAAAACAGCCUCUGUCCAAUGCAUCCCAACAUUUUCCAUUCCUUUGUGUCGUGUCGUUGGUUGUGUGCCGAGUGGUGACAUCGUGUCAGUGUUUAUUUCGUAUGAAUGCUUUUUUGCAGUAUUUGCAACCAUGUGCCAUAAAGUAAUAAGAAGAGGAAGCCAAUGAGGCAGGAUGAGCCUCCAGCCUUCACCUUUUUUUUGCUUCCCUGCACAUUUUGGUAACAAAUAGUGCCUUAAACACCAUCAGCAGAGCUGCCGUAGAUGUGUGGCUUUGGCUGAGUCGUGCCAUGUGGUUAAGAAUAGCUGUUUAUCGGAUUUAAAUGUUUGACAUACCAAAAACCUUUUGUCUCCAGUCCGUUCUGGAGAGGGACCAGGGUGCACGAUCUGCAGCUCAGUGGAUCUUUUGUUUUACGUUGUCCUUAGAUUGGACUACUUUCUUAUUUUUUUUUUUUUUUUUUUACAAGUUUAAUUUUCUAUAUGCCAGUCACAAAAGCCAUCAGUAGCAGCAAGAUGUUUGAUCUGUUAAGAGGGGCAACAGACUGAAACAGUGUUUCUCUGACGGGCCUCUUCGCCUGAGAGGACGGAGGCUUCGCGUCACGUGGUCUAAACGCUGUUUCAGAGGCCUUUCCUCCCCAGAUAGAAACAUUUAUCCUGGGGGAAACACUGGACUGAAAUGUUUAUGGAUGUUACUUGCCGUCUCACAGAACGUGUGAGGUGACCAUUACAGACCGAAAAGCACCCACGAAAUUCCACUGUAACAUCGCACGUUCCCUUUUUUUUUUUCUUUUCUCCUCGCCUGCAUCUCUUGGACGUUUUCAGAGUUGGUGCUGUAGUCGUCUCAUGCCGUGUGCCCUGUCUGACUGCGAUGCCUGAGGACAGAAGUCAACCGCUAGCUGCCUUGACUUCUACAUGGUACUGUCAGUGUUGGCUUACUUAAUAAAAAAAAUAAAUAAUUCCUCGCCUGUACAAACCACUACUCUGCUUUUGUGUCUAAGCCUCCUCACCAAUUUUGUAGAUGAACUUUGCUUUCAUUUGUUGUGUUUCUGUAUCCCUCUCUAGCCUUGGUGCAAUUUUUGUUGCAAUAAAAUACAAAGCAGAUGUGCUACUUGAAAUACA